Molecule: messenger RNA, 1722 nt
Organism: Psammomys obesus (fat sand rat)
Lineage: Eukaryota; Metazoa; Chordata; Mammalia; Rodentia; Muridae
Gene: Vps26c
Product: VPS26 endosomal protein sorting factor C
Exons: 8
Coding region: 177-1070 (297 amino acids)
Biological process (GO): intracellular protein transport
Cellular component (GO): endosome
Source: RefSeq, a predicted model, not a curated record
GUGUGUGUGUGGGUUCCGUGCCCUGGUCUGUGCUAAGUCCCGCCCCUGUGCCGGAGGAGGACGUUGCGAGGAGGGGGCGCGACCGCCGGUCACGUGGCGGCACUGCGGAAGAAGCGGGAGGGCGGGCGGCCGGGUCCCGAGUGGCCGGAAGUGGUGGCCCCUGCCGCUCAUCCGAGAUGGGAACGUCUCUGGACAUCAAGAUUAAAAGAGCGAAUAAAGUGUAUCACGCCGGGGAAAUGCUCUCGGGUCUGGUGGUCAUCUCCAGCAAGGACUCUGUCCAGCACCAGGGCGUGUCUUUGACCAUGGAAGGGACUGUGAACCUCCAGCUCAGUGCCAAAAGUGUGGGUGUCUUUGAAGCCUUUUACAACUCUGUGAAGCCCAUCCAGAUCCUCAGCAGCACCAUUGACGUGCUGAAGCCGGGGAAGCUCCCCAGUGGCAAGACGGAGAUCCCCUUCGAGUUUCCUCUGCAUGCCAAGGGCGGCCGGGUGCUGUACGAAACCUACCACGGCAUGUUUGUCAACAUCCAGUACACGCUGCGCUGCGACAUGCGGCGGUCCCUGCUGGCCAAGGACCUGAGCAGGACCUGUGAAUUCAUCGUUCAUUCUGCUCCUCAGAAGGGGAAGCUGACGCCAAGUCCUGUUGACUUCACGAUCACCCCGGAAACCUUGCAGAACGUCAAAGAGAGGGCCUCACUUCCCAAAUUCUUCAUUAGAGGCCAUCUGAACUCCACUAACUGCGCUAUCACGCAGCCCCUGAUGGGAGAGCUGGUGGUGGAGCAUUCGGAAGCUGCUGUCCAGAGCGUGGAGCUUCAGCUGGUCCGGGUGGAGACCUGUGGGUGUGCCGAGGGCUAUGCGCGCGAUGCCACAGAGAUACAGAACAUUCAGAUUGCUGAUGGGGACAUCUGUAGGGGCCUCUCCGUCCCCCUGCACAUGGUCUUCCCCAGGCUGUUCACCUGCCCGACGCUGGAGACCACCAACUUCAAAGUGGAGUUUGAGGUAAAUGUGGUGGUCCUUCUUCAUGGUGACCACCUCAUCACAGAGAACUUCCCGCUGAAGCUCUGCCGGACAUAGCCCAGCUGCAGGAAGGGCACAGCAGGAGUGGCCAGUCAUCUGCUCACACGUGGACAUCGCUCAGGCCAUCUGCUCACAAGUGGGUCACAAGGGUCAUCUCAGGCACCAUGUCUGGCAGCAUGCAUUUUCAUGAUUUUUCUCGUGGCCUCAAAGCGUCUGUUUCUUGAAGGGGCCUUGUCCUCUGGAAUGCAGCAGGAUUUCCUCGUGUGUCUCCAGAGCACAGAAAACAUUUCCAACGGCUCCAGAUGUCCCCACUCCGUAGGGUCAGUAAAGCAGUGCGCCUGCAGGUUGAGAUUUGCUGGCUCGUGAGGCCGUGGAGACAGAAGGGCAGCGGUCCCAGGCGUGCCCCCUCCUGACAGCCAGGGUCGGCCACAAGCAAGCUCACUGAUGGAGUCUGUGACACACUCCAGGGAAUGGCCGUGGCCUCACCUGGAUCUAUGGAGCGUUUCCUUCCUGAGUUCUUGAGACCGUUUCACUAGAACUUUAACAUUGUUUAGGAGACUGGAGAAAAACCCAGCAAUACUUGUUAUCACAGGAAUGAGAGCCCCUGUGAAGGCGGCCGGUGCUAGAGCGUUGGCAGCGUGUGGCACGGCACCCACGCCCAAUGCUGCCUAUUCCCAGAGCGCAUUAAAAGGCAAAAUGGUUGCAACGG